AUGUUCGAGGCGGAGUCUCCCCGGCACUGGAUCAUGGGUAAGGCGGCGUUUGAAGGACGCAUGCCGCACCAUGACGGUAUCGAGGCCCUGUGGGAGGAGAAGUGGCAACCAAUGUGCGCCAAAUCAGCUUACCCCUUCCACGACGGCGCCUACGAGGACUUCGAGCCCAUCUUUCAGCAUCUGAUCGAGAAUAACAUCAACGACGCCACGUCGCCCGACUAUACCUCGGCCUUCAUCUCUGCCGCACGCAAAAUCGCAGAGCAAGGCGACCGUGCACUGGAGAAAAAUAACCAGCAUGACCAGGCCUUGUCAUUGUAUCUGCGCGCAUGCGCCGUCUACCGCAUCGCCCGCUUCCCCUACAUCACGAGCUUCCCGCAAGUGAACGACAAGCGGAAGUGGACGGCGUGGGAGGAGCAGAAGCGCGUGUACCGCAAGGCGGGCGAGCUGUGGGAGAACCCGCUGGAGGAGGCCAGCGUGCCGCACACGCACGCCGAAGGCAGGGACCUCGACGUGAUUCCGGUUUACGUGCGGAUGCCGAAUCCCUUGGCGGCCCGGGGCGUCGCGAGGAGGAACGGCGCGCCCGUCGUCGUGCUGAUGACGGGCCUCGACGGGUACCGGCCGGAUAAUACGGCCAGGUGCGAAGAGUGUUUGCGCAGGGGCUGGGCCACGGUCGUGGUCGAGAUCCCCGGCACAGCCGACUGCCCGGCCGACAGCGCCGACCCGGAGUCUCCCGAUCGGCUGUGGUCGAGCCUGUUCGAAUGGAUGGAAGAUGACGGCCGGUUCGACAUGCGGCGCAUCAUUGUCUGGGGGCUGAGCUGUGGCGGGUACUACGCCGUCCGCAUCGCGCACACGCACCCGCACCGGCUGGCCGGUUGUGUGGCCCAGGGUGCUGGAUGCCACUAUUUCUUCGGCAAGGACUGGCUGGAGAAGGUUGAUGGGCACGAAUAUCCUUUCCAGUUGACCCCCGCCAUGGCCAUGAAGUACGGCUUUGAUUCGGUUGAAGAGUACAAGGAGAAUGCGCAGCACAAGUUCUCGCUCCUUUAUUCCGGCAUCCUUGACAAGCCGGCUACGAGGCUGCUGCUGGUCAACGGCACCCGCGACGGCCUCAUGCCCAUCGAGGACUCGUUGAUGCUGUUCGAGCACGGCACGCCCAAGGAAGGUCGCUUCUUCGGCGGCAACCUGCACAUGGGCUACCCGCAGGCCAACUCGUGCGUUUACCCGUGGAUGGAAGAGAUCAUGGCAUCGGUUAGGGAGUGA
Molecule: messenger RNA, 1257 nt
Organism: Thermothielavioides terrestris NRRL 8126
Lineage: Eukaryota; Fungi; Ascomycota; Sordariomycetes; Sordariales; Chaetomiaceae
Exons: 6
Coding region: 1-1257 (418 amino acids)
Source: RefSeq, a predicted model, not a curated record